GGGAUAACACCGGCGUGGCUGGACUGAGGUUUCCGGGGCAACAUUAGAGUAAAGACUUUACGUAUUUCCUGAACCAUACAUAUAUUUAUCCAUCUUUUUUGGAUUAACUGUUAAGCUUACGACUCCUGUCGCAAUUUAAAGAGAUAAUCAUAAAUAAUAAAUUUGACACAGUCGCAGAGGUUGGACAUUUUCAACGGAACAAUGGCUGAUCAGCUGACAGAGGAACAGAUUGCUGAGUUUAAGGAGGCGUUCUCACUCUUUGACAAGGAUGGGGAUGGAACAAUUACAACCAAGGAGCUUGGCACGGUGAUGCGCUCUCUGGGACAGAACCCUACUGAAGCUGAACUGCAGGACAUGAUAAAUGAGGUUGAUGCUGACGGUAAUGGGACAAUUGACUUUCCAGAGUUUCUUACUAUGAUGGCGAGGAAAAUGAAAGAUACAGAUAGUGAGGAGGAGAUCAGAGAAGCUUUCAGGGUUUUUGACAAGGACGGUAAUGGUUACAUCAGUGCAGCAGAGCUACGGCAUGUAAUGACCAACCUAGGUGAGAAGCUCACCGACGAGGAAGUGGAUGAGAUGAUCCGCGAGGCUGAUAUUGAUGGCGAUGGCCAAGUUAACUAUGAGGAGUUCGUCCAGAUGAUGACUGCCAAGUGAAGAGAGCGCUGAAACUUCUCAAUGUUGCUCGUCCCACUAAGAUUACCGUUGUUUAAGAACUAAAAAGCAGGAACAGUUAUCAAAUGUCGAACAUUUACCCUCUUCAAAAGUGAACAAAAAAAUAUCACUCACCAGUAGGAUUUUUUCAAUGUGUGCUUCAAAACAUCCAAAAAUACUUCUAAGGUGUCUGUUUAAAAAAAACUAAACAAAAAAACACCAACAGAAUAAUCCCUAAAGAAGUUAAAGGACCAAGCUUUAAGAGGGCCAAAGUCCUCCAAUUUCAGACCAAGAAUUUGCUGACUCACCCAGCUGCUGAUUAAUUUAGAGGAGAGAGCAACACCAGACAGGUAGAUGGAUAGAAAUUAAAUCUAUACUCUGUACAGAGAAGGUGGCUUUUUAAAUCUUUACAGAUAGUCUAUAACAAAGAAAACUGUCAUGCACAUGUGUUAGGUCUCUUUGGGAAAAAAAAAA
Cyprinodon variegatus (sheepshead minnow) is the source of this 1122-nucleotide messenger RNA. It is a transcript of the gene calm3a, whose product is annotated as calmodulin. The coding region runs from base 202 to 651 and encodes 149 amino acids. Lineage: Eukaryota; Metazoa; Chordata; Actinopteri; Cyprinodontiformes; Cyprinodontidae. The transcript has 6 exons. The record is from RefSeq and is a predicted model, not a curated record. Gene Ontology annotation, molecular function: calcium ion binding.